CAUCAGCAGCAAGCAGUCGGAAUUUCAUGCUGAUUCAAAUUUAAAAAGAAAAUAAAUCUAUUUUUUUUCAAUUGUUAGCAUGAAUAUGUUGUGAAAGUUAUCAGAAAGAGUACUGUAUUGAAAUAAUUUAUUGUUAACUUGGAAAAGUGGUUCAAUCAGUGUUUCUCUCGUACUUUUUAAGUGAGAUGUAGUUCAUUUUGUCAAGUGGAUUGCGUGUGAUUUUUUACACUUGCUAGCGAAAAUUCUUAACUAAUCUAACAAUCAUGGCAAUGCGAAGGCCGCGUAUUAAGGUGGCUGCGAAUCUAUCGAUUCGUCGGCCAACGAAAGCAGCCGCCUCCAGUGGAGAAUUUAAGCCUGUAGACAGCACUGCAUCACCAACCCCCAGUGACAGAGAAAAACAGGAACAGCAAGUGGUGAAACCGGAGACGGUGGAAACCGGCGAAAAGAUUCAUGCCGAAACGCUGGAGACGGAGAAAAAGCAACCUGGCUUGAAGCCCGUUUCUACUCCUAGUCCAGUAGCGACACAGUCUGCAUUCAAGUUUCCAAAACCCGUAGAAGAACUUCCUAGGCAUACGACACCAGCACCUGUGCCUCAUUAUCCAUUGGAAGUCAACACCGAUGAACCACAUUCACCAAAGAAACUGGAUUCCAAGUUUGCCUAUAUCAAUGCCCUGAAUAGCCCUCGGAAGCGGAUACGAACUGAAUCGAUGACUUCCAACAAAUCCUACUCGGAUGUCAGUUUAAAGUCUCGCAAAACCAUCAAACAGGAAGAAUCACAGAAAGCAUCGGACGCAAAACGGGAUCUUCGGAAACGUUUGAACAACAUUCAGAACAUCGACAAACAAUCACUAACUAUGUUCGACAUGAUCUACUACAAUCCGGUUAAGAAUCCGAUGAAGAGUCCGGCACUCAGCAAGAAAGGUUCGUUGGAAAACAUUCCGCGCAUGGUUGAUCGGGAAUCGCGAAGCGUGAGUAAAUCUCGUUCACCGACUCCGGCUCCGAUGAUGCCACCACCGGAAGCCCCGAGUGCACCGUCAACGCAGCCGACACCGCAAAUCAAGCUGGGACCCAACGGGGAAAUGAUCUUGGACGAAGCUAGUUUGGUGAUUGAAAACGAACGCGAGAAAGCUCUGAGGGAUAGCAUGGCAAAAGCGGAGAUUGUGUAUGUUGACGAAUUCAGCGGAAAUUCCGGCUACUACAGCCGCUACAAAAGGACUAGGGAUUGGCCCCCUGAGGAGACAAUACGUUUCUAUAGGUGUUUGCAUACGAUUGGGACUGACUUUUCGAUGAUGAUACAGCUCUUUCCAAAUCGCAGUCGGAGGGAUUUGAAGUUGAAGUUCAAAAAAGAAGAGCGCCUCAAUUUGAAAUUGGUGAACAAAGCACUUCUCUUCCCGAAAGAAUUUAACAUCGAAGAACUGCAGCAACAGUUCCAGGAAGAGGAUGAAGAAAUCGAACGCAUACGGGAACAGGAACGACAAGAAAAAGCAGAACUAGAUGAGAAACUAAAGCAACAGAAAAUGGCGAAAAAGAUGCAGUUGAACCAAAGCAAAAGUCGGAACCCUAAAAAGCGGGUAAGCAAGUCAGAACGUGUUAUGCUGAACAUGGACAGGCUUGGUAAAACGGAACCGCUUGUUAAAGAAGUGAAACCCAAACGAAAAAAACGGAAGGUAGCACAGAAAAAUGCUCAUCAACAGGAAGCAGAGGCUUCUGUCAAACGAAAAACUUCAAAGACUGACGUUCCUGAGCCUUGUCCAUCUGUGGAUGUCGAAGAUGACGUAUUCGACGACACCGUGGAAGGGUCCAAUGACGAAUCAAACAGGGAAGUUCGAGUAUCGCAAAUCGAUAGCGUACCUUACAUUCCGAAUGGAGGUUUUGAGCAGCUUGACAAUGCCCCCAGCAGCAUAGAGUCGACGGAACAUAGUAGGAGUCCUUUGGAUAGUACACCUCCUUCGAACGAAAGUCCAGUGGAAGCGAUUUCCAGUGAAUCCCAAUUGGACAUCAAUGCUAUGGACAUUGACAUAGUCGAUGAAGAGUCAAGGAAUUUGUACGAAAUAAAAGCGGAACCCAAGACCUAUCCUGUCCAAAUUUAUGAGAGUGAUACCAACGGAAGUAUGGAUACACAGAAUGUUAUAACUCUUCAGAACAUGGACGAUCAAAGUCAAACUACAGUAACUUAUCGUGAACCAGCAGCGAUGGUUAACAGUAAUCAGAGAUCGACUGGCAGUGAUCAAGACGUUGGCAUUGAUUCCAUCGAAUCCAAGUACUACGGAGGAUGUGAUGUCGUGUACCUGCCGAUGCCGGCGAAUGCACCAAUUGCGCAUCCAGUGAAGACGGAAACGUCGUACUAUCCGUCGCAACAAAUGCUGAUUCCUACACCGAUACCAUCACCACCUCUCGUGUACGAUCUGCACUCCAUUACCGAACCUACUGCAGCAACUAGUCCAGUUCCUUCAACACCUCUAGUAAAACCUGAUGUAAAAGAAGGUAUAACUUCUGAAGAGUCAAAUUCCGCAACAACCAACCCAUCCCCUACGCCAUUGGAACCGAAAUCGGAAAAGGAACCGAUUGAGCCUUUAUUGGAAGACUCCAAUGGUGUUCAGGAAUCGGAAACUUCCGAAGAUCUGCAGCCAUCAACAGAAGCGUCAGAAGAAGCGGGAGAUGAACCUGACGAAGAACCACGCGGGCUGGGACCGCUCGAAGACAUUGACAUCAAUUCGCUGGUGUUGGUGGAAAGUCAAGAUACAACCAAUCCGGGCAAAACUAUCUACGAAAUCUAUGUGAUAGAUCCAGAGACGGGCAAGCUAAGCGAGAAGCCUUUGGACGUCCCAGAGGAUGUGAUCGAAAACAUUCGAUCUAUACUCGAAGCCGGAGAGGACUGAGAAGCUCUUAUUAUUGGUAGGGUUGUUAUCUUUUUCUUUAACACUCAUCAGCACGUAAAUCAGCCGGGAAUAGGGAAAGAGGAUAGCCGAUUUCCUCACUA
Ochlerotatus camptorhynchus is the source of this 2980-nucleotide messenger RNA. RefSeq names its product transcription factor TFIIIB component B'' homolog Bdp1 (gene Bdp1). The record is from RefSeq and is a predicted model, not a curated record. Gene Ontology annotation, molecular function: TFIIIC-class transcription factor complex binding. The coding region runs from base 264 to 2879 and encodes 871 amino acids. NCBI's taxonomy places the organism in Eukaryota, Metazoa, Arthropoda, Insecta, Diptera, Culicidae. Gene Ontology annotation, cellular component: transcription factor TFIIIB complex. The transcript has 5 exons. Gene Ontology annotation, biological process: RNA polymerase III preinitiation complex assembly.